Bombus huntii is the source of this 2069-nucleotide messenger RNA. RefSeq lists its product as uncharacterized. The record is from RefSeq and is a predicted model, not a curated record. NCBI's taxonomy places the organism in Eukaryota, Metazoa, Arthropoda, Insecta, Hymenoptera, Apidae. The coding region runs from base 44 to 658 and encodes 204 amino acids. The transcript has 3 exons.
CUCGUUGAUUAACCUAGUCGUUUGGAAGUUCUGCUUGUAGGAAAUGCUUAGAGUGGGAACACUAGUGGGAAAGUUUCACGUGUCGCACUGGAGUAGGUUAAGUGGAAAGACCACGCUACUAUUGGUAGCUUCUACGACAGUAUACUCGAAACCAGCACCGGAACCACCUAGCUCGUACUUCCCUCCAUCGAGCGGUGCUAGUCUCUCAAGCGGUAGUUAUGGUCCCCCAGACCGCUAUGGGCCACCCCAACAACAACCUGUCGUCCAUAAACACGUUUACGUUCAUGUACCACCUCCGGAAGCGCCAGAAUACAAACCACCAAAAUACAUACCACCCGCAGCACCACCACAGAAACAUUACAAGAUUGUGUUUAUAAAAGCACCUACUCCACCAACACCAACAGCACCAGCUCUACCACCAUUACCGCCUCAAGAUGAAGAAAAGACUUUGAUCUACGUACUGGUGAAAAAGCCAGAAGAGGCUCCAGAAGUUGUUCUCCCGACUCAAGCACCAACGCAGCCCAGCAAACCAGAAGUCUAUUUCAUUCGAUAUAAGACACAGAAGGAACAACAAAAUGCAGAAUAUGGACCCCCACCACAAUCACCUCCUUCAGAUAACUAUGGCGCUCCACCAUCAAGCCCUGGUGGUCCUUAUUAAAUAAUCCUAUUCCAUAAGAAUGCUCUGAAUCAAAUACUCAAAACACGCGAAUCUCGUGAAUUAUAGAGAUUUUAGUCAAUAAUAACACUCAUCAUCCAUGAGAUUUUGAGAAAAUCAAUCUGUAAGUAAUGUUAUUACUAUUACAAAGUUUUGUGACUUUUACGAUUAUACUGAGGUACUAUUUAUCUCUGUCAAUGAUAGUAUACUAAAGACACUUUGUAAUGUUAAUAUCAUUAACCAUAAGUUGAGAUGGAAAUUCAUGCAUAAUACUUGUAUUAAUUUAUUAUAUAUAUUACUUUUAUCUCUAUUAAUUUCAAAUUAUUAUCAAAUGAAUCAGAAAGAAAGUUAUACAAUCAGAAAUAUCUUUUCUGCAAAUUUCAACAUUAUUUUAGAGCACUAUUCACAAAGGAUUAUCACAUAUAGAAAGUUAACAAAUUCAGAAAUUUCUGAUUAAUACAAGAUACACAAUGAAAAUUAUUGUAACUAAUAUAUAUGUAUAUUUUAAUAAAAAAACUAUUUGUACUUUUGUAAAAAGUUUCACUUCAUUAGUUUUACAUUUAUUUCCCCUUUAAAGCUACUGUAAUAUGAAUUUUCUUUUUCGAUCAAUAUACACAAUUCAAUAAAAGUAGAUCAGAAACUAAAGAAGAUACAAAAAUUUAAUUUAAUGCAAAUUUAUUUGGAACAGAAUACAAAAGGAUAACAAACAAUGGUUUACAAUUCCAAGUUUAUAAUUUUGAUAUACAAGUAUAUUAAAAAAUUACUUCAUUUAAAAAGAUAUUUUUAUAAAUAACUUGACUGUUUAAAAUAUAAUAACAAUGAAAAAAUAUUCAAUAUGUUCGCUUGUAUAUCUAUAAAAAAUUGUAAACCUGUAGUUAGUAUUACAACUUUUACUGUAAAAAUUAGUCUUACUUGUUUAAAUAAUCUAUAAAAGUAUUUCACAGAUUCAGAAAGAUUCUUUUGAAUUAUUAUAACUUCCAAAAAAAUUGUCUAAAUAUUUUAUCCUAUCUUCUUUGGGUAAAAGUAUUUACUUAUCUAUUUAUACAUUUCCUUUGCAAUACAUUAGAUUGAGUAGUAAAUUCAUUCCUUUUCUUGCAAAAUAAAUAUGUCUAAUAAAAGAAGUAUAAACUAUUUUAUUUUAUCACUUUUUACUGCUUGCAAUUAUAUCGUUUCUUUACUUUAUCACUGUAAAACUUUCCUUCCUAUUAUAAAACGAUAUGGACAUAUUUUCUCAGAAUUCUAUGUAAAUACAUAUUCAAAACAUAAAAAUUUCCAACCAAAUUGCAUUGGAAACAUUAUUCUAGUGAAAAAUAAUGGUAACUAAUUUCUUUUUUUAUUGCCUAUGAUUAACUUAUACACAAUAUUUAUCAGUAGUAAUUGUCUGCUUUUCUGAUAAAACAUUAUAAUAAAGUCA